This is a messenger RNA of Xiphias gladius (swordfish), 8460 nucleotides long. RefSeq names its product E3 ubiquitin-protein ligase RNF123. The record is from RefSeq and is a predicted model, not a curated record. Gene Ontology annotation, cellular component: cytoplasm. The transcript has 40 exons. Bases 184 to 4176 code for a protein of 1330 amino acids. NCBI's taxonomy places the organism in Eukaryota, Metazoa, Chordata, Actinopteri, Istiophoriformes, Xiphiidae. Gene Ontology annotation, molecular function: protein binding; ubiquitin-protein transferase activity.
GGAGAGGCGUUGACAGAGAGGACUGUUGUGGUAGAAAUUAGCCUUUUGCUCCGGACAGCAGCCGGACACAUCUCUUCUGUCAGGCCGAACAUCAGACACACUGACGGGCCGCAGCUGGAGGACCGGCUCGUUUAACCCGACGGCAGCGCAGUGUGUGGGUGCAGCUGGCUCCAGUCAGACAGUAUGAGCUCCAAAGGAGGAGGCACCGCUCUGACCCGCCGUAACUACCGACUGUCUUCGGACACAGACAAACCCAGAGCUACAGGUAUAGUGAACGAGAAGCUGCUGAGCGACUACCUGCAUCAUGUGUUUCCCUCCGCCAAGCAGGGACCUGCAGUGGCCUCCCUCAGGAAGCCUCUGGGUUUCCAGGAUCUUGGUGCUCACCUGGAGAGACUGCUGUCUGAGGGCGAACCUACUGAGGACAGAGAUCAGCCUGCUGAAGGUCGUCUGGGUCCUCAGCCAGUCGUCCUGGAUCACACCAGCGGCUUUGAAGGACUUCUAUUUGUAGAUGAUGACCUGUUAGGGGUCAUCGGCCACAGCAACUUCAGCUCCAUCAGAGCCACCACAUGUGUUUAUAAAGGGAAAUGGGCAUAUGAGGUGCUGAUCUCCUCCCAGGGGCUGAUGCAGAUCGGGUGGUGUACUCUCAAUUGUCGCUUCAACCAGGAGGAGGGUGUGGGCGACACACCCGAUUCAUACGCCUACGAUGGAAACAGAGUGAGAAAGUGGAACGUGACUACCACUAACUACGGAAAGUCGUGGGCUGCAGGAGACAUCGUCAGCUGUCUGAUAGACCUGGAUGAGGGAACCAUCACAUUCUGCCUGAACGGCCAGUGUCUGGGCACAGCGUUCACCAGCAUUAAGAUGGGUCCAGGUGUCGCGUACUUUCCUGCCAUCAGCCUCUCCUUUAAAGAGUCGGUGGCUUUCAACUUUGGCAGCAGACCUCUCAGAUACCCUGUGGAAGGCUACCUGCCCCUGCAGAACCCCCCAGCUGCAGACCUGAUGAAGGCUCACAAACUGCUGGGCUACAUCAAGAACGUCCUCUCCACCGCCAUCGAUACUCAGGAGGAGAGGCUGGUGGAGAAGGACUGUGCAGUUUGGAGGCUUCAUGGAGAACCCACAGUCCUCAUCACGCUGGCUCACAUCUUCAACCACUUUGCUCCACUCAUGUGUAAGGUGUACCUGGUGGAGGACGUGCUGAUGAACUUCCUGUUGGGGAUUCUGGAGGGAGGGGGUUCAGUUGACGAACAUCCGCUCAUACAGCAUCUUCUGGAUCUCUUCUGGCUGCUAAUGGAGGACUACGAAGUGAACGAGUGCCUGAAGCAGCUAAUGAUGUCCUUGCUGAGGGCCUAUCGCUUCUCCCCCAUCAUACCUGACCUCGGCUUCCAGAUCCACUAUCUGCGUCUGACCACGGCGAUUCUGCAUCAUGAGAAGUCCAGAAAAUACCUGCUCAACAAUGUCUUGUUUGAUGUUCUGCGCUCGGUCGUGUUCUUUUACAUCAAGACUCCUCUGAGAGUGAAGGAGGCCGGGCUCGAGGAGCUCAUCCCCACCACCUGGUGGCCCACGCACUUUGACAAGGAGGGUAAAGAUGAGCGGGAGCCCAAAGAUGAAAGUGCAGAUGAACGUCUGAGGCGUCGAGCGUAUGAGAGAGGCUGUCAGAGACUCAAAAAGAGGAUCGAAGUGGUGGAAGAGUUGCAGGUUCAGAUCCUGAGGUUGCUGCUCAAUAACAAAGACAAAACAACGGGAGAAGCGUCUCGCUACAUUUUCCUCAACAAGUUCAGGAAGUUUCUUCAAGAAAAUGCCAGCAACAGAGGGCACCCGACAGCUCUGUGUCCUCCGGAGUACAUGGUGUGUUUCCUCCACCGCCUCAUCACGGCUGUGAGAGCCUGCUGGGACGAAGGCAACAGGAAGAGUCCGGGCAGCGUCGGCAGUGAAGAGGCCUAUGUCCCUCCCCAGCUCUUCUACAAUGGGAAGGUGGACUACUUUGACCUUCAGAGACUGGGGGGGCUCCUCUCCCACUUAAAGAAAACACUCAAAGAUGACUUGGCCAGUAAAGCCAACAUUAUCAUCGACCCUGCAGAGAUCCAGGCCACGUCUAUGGAUGACCUGGACGAGGAUGAGGAGAGUGGAGCAGCACAGAGGCCGUUUGGUGCGGCAGCGAUGGGUGGAGCUCUGGCGAGGCCCAGCUGGUUGAGUUCUCCCACCUUGGGUCGGGCCAACCGGUUCCUGAGCACGGCCGCCGUCAGUCUGAUGACUCCCAGACGACCCCUCGCUCAGCCGGAGAAGGUGAAGGUUCGCACCCUCACCGUGGAGCAGAGGACCGAGGAGGACAUCGAGGGAAGCCAUGGUAACAACGGCCUGUUGCUGGGGCGACCGCUGGAGGAGCCCGAUCAGCCAAUCGCAGAUAAGUCCCUGCUGGAGAUAGUUGAUGGGAUCGUGAUGAUGUACAACCUGAGUGUUCAUCAGCAGCUGGGAAAGAUGGUGGUGGUUUCUGACGACGUCCAUGAGUACGCCGUGGCACUGAAGGACACGGAGGAGAAGAUCGCUCGAUGCCCUGCACGCAGACCAGACAUCCUGGAGGAGCUCCAGAAAAGCCAGAAGGUUUUUGCAGAGAAGCUGAACCACCUCAGCAGAAGACUGGCCUGGAUCAACGCCACCAUCUACUCCAAGGAGAAGAUGCUGGACGUGUACUGGCUUCUGUGUGUUUGUAUUCGCACCAUUGAACACGCCGACAACACCGGCUCCUUGUUCGCCUUUGCUCCGGAGUUCUACCUCAACGUAGCCAUGAACGCAUACAGCGCCCUCAAGAACUACUUCAGCCCCGCCAACAGCAUGGAGGAACUACCAGGAUACGAAGAAACAUUGACUCAGCUAGCUGCUAUCCUCGCCAAGCACUUCGCAGAUCCACGCAUAGUUGGAACAGAUAUCAAAGACUCUCUGAUGCAGGCCCUGGCCAGCUAUGUCUGCUACCCACAGUCCCUCAGGGCAGUGGAGAGGAUCCCUGAGGAACAACGCGUGGCCAUGAUGAGGAAUCUGUUGGCUCCAUAUGAACAGAGACCCUGGGCUCAGACCAAUUGGAUACUGGUCAGACUGUGGAGGGGUUGUGGUUUCGGCUACAGAUACACUCGCCUGCCUCACCUCCUGAAAACCAAACCUGAGGACGCCAACCUGCCCAGUCUACAGAAGCCAUGUCCAUCGUUGCUGCUGCAGAGACACAUGGCGGAGCUGCUGAGUAUGGACAAAGACAUGGCCGCCUCCUUCCUCAACAGUGUCCUGAACCAGCUCAACUGGGCCUUCUCCGAGUUCAUCGGCAUGAUCCAGGAGAUCCAGCAGGCUGCGGAGCGUCCAGAGAGAAACUUUGUGGACACUCGUCAGCUGAAGGUGUGUGCGACCUGCUUCGACCUGUCGGUCAGCCUGCUGCGUGUGCUGGAGAUGACCGUCACUCUGGUGCCCGAGAUCUUCCUGGACUGGUCCCGUCCCUCUGCGGAGCUGCUCCUCAGACGACUGGCUCAGCUGUUGAACCAGGUGUUAAACAGAGUAACGGCAGAGAAGAACCUGUUUGAUCGAGUUGUCAACUUAAGACUGCCAGGUCUGGAAAGUGUGGACCACUACCCCAUCCUGGUUGCUGUUACAGGGAUUCUGGUUCGAAUCUUGGUGGAUGGCGACAGACAGGGGACAUCGCGAGCGGCAUCCGUCCUGCUCUCUGACCCCUGUUUCCAGCUCCACUCCAUCCAGCACCUGUUAGGAGAGGGGGGAGAGUCCUCCGGCUCCUCGGCAGCUGUCACCUCCAGUGCCCGUCCUGUAAUCGGGUCUUUGGGGUCAUCUGUGGCCCCUCCCAUCCCUGCGGCCACCGGAAACGCAGGCUCCUCGGAACGCAAACACUUCUCCCUGCACGCAUACACAGACUACAUCAGCGAGGAGGAAAAACAGAAGGUGGAGCUGAUGUUGGCGUUUCUCACAGAAGAGUCCAAACAGGCUGCAGCCAGCACAGCUCCAACGAGUGAAGAAGACCUCUGCCCCAUCUGCUACGCUCACUCCAUCUCUGCCAUCUUCAAGCCCUGCUCCCACAAGUCCUGCAAAGCCUGUAUCAACCAGCAUCUGAUGAACAACAAGGACUGUUUCUUCUGCAAAGCCACAAUCACCGGGGUCGAAGACUACAGCAAGCCCGCCAACUCCUAACACGCACACCUGACCUGACACACACACGCGCACACACACACACACACACACACACACACACACACACACACACACACACACACACACACACACACACACACACGUGACAUAUACGUAAGCUGUAAAGAUGUGAAGCCCUUCAUACUCAAACUUCAGACCACAUAUCAGUGAACCCAAAGAUUUCUCACAGAGGUCUGUACUGUACUGUAUGUAUGUACAAGUAUGUGCAGCCAUUUUUGGAAAUGUACAGAUUCACUCUCAACAAGUCACUGUAAUCCACAGAACUUCCUCUUUCUAACUUAAGAAAGGACGAACUGAAUGAUACAUUGGCCGAGAUUGAACUGGUGUAAUUUGAGUUGACAGAAAGUGGACAGAACUGCUCACAUCCUGGUUCCUAAGCAUGAAUCAACGAGUAUGUGCGGCUGUGAAUGUGUGUUACACUAUAGUCACGUAUAGCGUGUAGCAAAUGUAAGUGUGGGCUGCAGUCAGGUGACACAUUACUGAGUUUGGAAAGUAUAAGAGGGAGGGUCCCGAGCUGAAACAAUGAAUGAACACAAGCCCUUUUCAGACAUGGCAUUCUUCCUGCCUCGUCUGUCUGCUACCGUGAAGGCCCUUUUUCAUUCGGACAUUGGAGGCUUUUACGUAAAUAUUCCGAAAACGUAUAUAAAACUGUCGAUCACAACUAAAAGCCACACACAUGUGCGUCGUGUCUCCGAGACAAGAGGUUAGAAUACGUCCUCUGAGCAGAGCUACUGCUUCAUCCUCUCUUGGUGGACUGAGGACAGACUGAUGCUAACUUCAGUAGGAGGAAAGAAGUGGUAGAAAUGGAAGCAAAACGAGUCAACACUGGCGCUGGUUUCCACCGCGGGAGGCAGCUCUGGGAGAGUAAAGGAAAGAAGCUUGGUGCUGAACUCGCAACGUUUCUUCCAGACUGGUGAGUAAACAGCUGCUAACGCUGACGUUGGCUGCGUAGCCAUAGCCAACAUUUACGUAUAGCAUCUUUAAUUGACUGUCAUCGCAUUUACAAAAAGACGUGUACGUAUGUCUGAAAGGGGCUUUAGUUAGAAGUAAUGGACCUGCUGGAACCACACACUGGAAACAUUUUCCCUUUAGUCGCUUUUUAUAAAUCUGUAGAUACAGUAUGUUAUCCCGCAUGUCACCCAUGUAGACACGGAGCAAACAUUAAACUCCACAUAGAACGUACUGUAGACCUCAGUUUGCCAGGUUGGGUUUGAAUCUAGGACCUUUUUGCUGUGAGCUGACAAUGUUGUACAUCUGAAAUUUACACUUUCCCCCCCGUGCACUAAGUUUACUUUAUAGUUUUAGAUUCCAGUCUGAGUUUGCAACAUGUGCUGUAGCACUGAUACAGUCCCAUCAGGGCAAACACACACACACACACACACUUCGGCUAUUAAUAGAGGUUAUCCUGCAGUGUUGUUAGGCACUGAAAGUGCAGGACACACACACACAGGUAUAACCCACAAACAUCAUGAUGAAGAGAGAUGACAGGGCACUGGGGACUCCGUGUUCUCUGUACAACAGCAGACACACACACACACACGCACACACACACACACACACACACACACACACACACACACACACACACACACGCACACACACGGCCACAUAACUCCCCAAUAAAAAGAGAGAACGCGAUGGGAGGACAGCAGCGUCCUUGAGCAUGAGAACUAGCUGUCAUAUUAGCACAACAAUUCAACUCUACCUGUCAGUGCAGGUACGCCGCACACACACACACACACACACAAGUCCUCACAGAGGAACAGGAUGGUAGGCGUGCACCUUUAUCUCUGUGGAGAAACACUAAGACAGGCAGGGAACAAUGGAAAACUCAUACCUCACCCUACCUAUGGAUGGAUUACAGGACGGGGUCAGUGGGGACAGUUAUUUUGUGUCUCUUUGUGGUUUUCUUUCUGACGUCAAAGGGCCUCUGGGCCGGAGCUUCGGUUUGAAGCGACUGCUCGCCACUCUCUGUGGACACGACGACCACAAGAGACACAAAACGACCAUAAAGACUCAAAAAGACCACAAAACAUGCAAACAACUACAAACGUAGACGCCGUGUUGUCUCUUUGAGUCUGAGCGUCUCGCUCCUUUGUAGGAGGGGUCCGGGGGCCUUCUUCUCAUAAUCCAUCCAUGACCCUACCUACAGGUAUGCAUAUACUUUGGCACCAACGUACUGUAAACAAAUACACACUAUUUCUACCAUUACUGGUGCAGGGAGUAGGUCUACAGCCAUGGUAACUGUACCUUAGAAAACAGACUUUAAAUACUUUUAAUACUUGGGUGUUCUUCUAAAGGACAAAUGCAGUCUUAACGCACAGGAAUUCACACACAUGCAUACACACGGCGUCACACACCCCUCCACUCACAGAAAGGUCACUCCAUCUGUCGAUUAGAUUUCUAGAAAAAAAAGUGUGAUUUACAUGUGAUGGACUCGGUUUCCCCUUAGAGGAAUAGUUUGAUGUUUUUGGGAAACAGAGAAGAAGAAGGAGAAGAAGAGGAUUCUCCAAAAUGUCGAACUAUUCCUUUAAGUAAAUGAAUCUUUGACCUGAGCGUUUCAAAGGACAGGGACUCUACUGUUCCUCUAACCACCGUGUCCAGAUAAACCUCAUUCCAACCUCUGGUGCUGGAGUUUGUUACAACAAAAUAACGUGUACUGUUGUGUAAAUGUGGCUCAGCUUCACUUAUCCAGACCUCAAACUAAAACUGGUUAUUUCAACGGGUAGCAACGUGGGCGAAGCUGCCUUUUGUCUAGUUAACCGUGUAUUGUUCCAUUACAUUGUCAUGAAUGACUUCAGUCAGAUACGGGAUUGGUGUGGAAUUAGGUGAUUUUCCACCAACUAAAGGGAUAAUUCACGCUAAAAGAAAUCAAGUGUAAUUAAUAUAGGAUCUUGGUGAAACCUGGCCCUUGUUUUGUCGUUGAAUUGAUUGUGAUCUCUAGGAAUGUGUUUCUUUAUUUCAGCUUUAUUUCAACAUUUACAGGUUUAACCCUGAAAUCAUUUAACCCCUGUGAAGGGUCGGUUUCCAAUAUUUGUGCGGCAGAUUUUCACAUCAUGACUUGGAUUCAUUUCUUUUCCUGUAGCUGUCCAGUUUGAAGGUUUCAAAUUGCUGUUGUUAUGUUGGUUUGACAACCGUAAGCAGGUCGAAGACCCAUCAAAUGUAGAAAAUGCAAAGGAAAGUGAAAAGGGAAAUCAGACAUUGAAAUAAUAAAUUGCCACCGUGAAACGGCAGUUUCAAACGGGAAGUCAAAUUUAAAAUCCUUCAAUGGAAAAUAGAAAAGUGUAAUUUAAAAUGAAAAUGAGAACCUACUGUAUAUAAGAAUAUUUGAACAAGAAAAUGACUUAUUGAAAUGAUUGUCACUUCAUUAUCCAGUUUAUUUUUUCAGCUUCAGCUUCUCCCUCUAACAUUUAAUUAUGGCCUGAUUAUCCUGAGAACUCAAAUGGGACUUUAUUUUCCUUUUUCAUUUUAUUUCUGGGUAUAAUUAGAGUGAAUGUAUUUGAAACGUCGAAUAUCUCCUUUUUUAACACAGCCAUAUGCAGCUUUGAAGUAUAUAUCAAUUUCAUUUUUUGGGAACAUUUCACAGGCUGUUUUAAUUAUUAUCUUUUGGAAACGAACCGCAAUUUCUUUCACGGUUCUGUACAAGCUGUUGUGUCCAGAAAAGUAAUAGUACGAAUAAUCUUUGGCUCUCUGAGGCGCAGCAGAGUGAGUUUCAUCUGACAUUACACUGACAAAUGAAUGAUACAGCAAAUACUCAAAAGCAACAGAGAAGAGUUAAUGAUGGUUUUGUUGGAAGGUCUGAAUCUAAAGGGCUGUUUGACUAAAUGUUGAUGGACGAUGGUCUGUUUUCAGUUUCACUGAUGUUUGUGUGCUUGUUUUUCUCACCCUGUGAACUGAUGGCGGUACUCGUACAGUGGUUAAAGCACGAAUCUGAGUGAACAGAGUGUCUAUGAAGCAGGUUUACAGAGAGCUUCAGUGGCGCCGCCGAAGGGGUUUCAAGGCUGCACUGAGCAAUAUUACAGCGACUGUUUUACUUGUUUCCAUUUACCAUUGACCUUGUUUUGGGGAUGGGGGGGGCAGAGGGUGGUGGGGAUGGACAUACUUACUGCUUUCCAUUUCUCCUUUGUGAGUGAGAGUGCACAUAUAUUGAUAGUGUAACUGCAUUAAAUUAUUUAUCCUAAGCCAACAGGUCUGCUUUGAGGUUUUCUCUUUCAGACUUUGAUCUAUUUCGUUUACUGUUUUUCUUGUUACGCUCUGUUGAAU